AAGACCUCACCGCCUUUUGAUAGGAUGGACCACGAGGUAACAUGACAUGACAUUAAAGAGAACAGACAAUACAUAAUCCUCGAUCUAUCAUCAAAGCGAACGUCUUCAAGAAACAAGAAGAAAAAAUGGAGAAUCCAAAUCUCUUGUCCAACGAUCACUCCAAAGCCAUGCUAGCAAUAAGGUGGAGAUAUAUGUCUAGUGUCGUCUCGUCUGGUACACCAGAAUUAUGGUCGUUCUCUCGCGAAGCAGACAAAGACAAUGGCGCACGCAGAAUCCGGCUCCGAAGUAGGAUAAGCCAGCGUAAAAACUCAUCGCUUACGAUGAUGGAUCGAUCCGGUGUCCCCUCAAGAACAGGCAUAUCCUCGUCCGCCGUUGCUCCUUCGUGUUGCCGGCGAAGUACUAGACAAAACGGCCGCUCACGGAAGGUAGAAGGCGGCAAGAAAGUUCUCCACAGCUUCAAUUCGACGACGCUUGGGACACCACUCGGAGUCUCAAAAAGGCGGUUAGAACGCUCUAGAAGAAGUUCGAUUCACGGCUACUGUGCCGUGCCACCGUCGUUUUUGCGUUUCCUAUCGCUGCUCGCCGUUUUUCUUACCACAGCACUUGUAGAUGCUGCAAUAAGCGUGAAGAAGAGCUACUCCACCAAUUUUAUGUGUAUCGAAAAAAGUUGCGUGAACCCUAUUUUCCCGGCAUUUCGACUGCUGGGCGUAUCCCAAAUGGAAGAGCAGGAAAAGCGGGAUUGGAAUUGUAUCACUGGCAUCGAAGCCAAACCCGGAGAGGAGAGUCCGCCAAAGGAAGACAACGUCUUAAAUUUCAAGAACUACGCCAGCUUUUGUAAGUCGGUGCUCAAAUACGACUUCGCGGUCCCUGACUGGAUUCCUGGAACUAGCAGUCUAGAGGAUAUCAUAGAAACGGAAAACCGCAAAGCGGUAGAGGCCUACAUCUCGCAGCUAGACGGUCUAGGCUACGAGUAUCUAGAGAACCGAGAACCCUGGGACUACGAAUUCACUUCGCCCUGCGUACCACCGUUGUUUCAGAUGUUUGGUGGAAUUUUUUCACACGUGAUCAUACAAUCAUCUGUGCUGCACGUACAAAGUCACAGACUCAAGCUCAUUCGAUGAUCACUUCUUUUACACAAGAUGAACCAGCACAUGUUGCUUGUUGAUAUUGACAUUCUUAGAAAUUGACAAAAAACAGCUGUAUCGAAUAUACCAAAUGGCGUGCUACACGUAUUUUCCUAAGUGCGGUGUGGGUUCUUCCCAGAACAAGUUUAUUCGUCCGUGCAGCGGCGUUUGCGACUCCUACUUAAAUGAUUGCGAUGUCCGAUGCUGUGACGAGGGAACUUCAUGCGUUUUCGAACACAAGGUAGAGCUCGGCUUUUUCUUUGAGGAAGUAUGAGCUUACUACUAACAAUUACAAAUUUGAAUGUGUAGAUCGAAUGAGUUAAAGCGAAACUACAUCUAGAAGUACGAUUGAUUUUGUUUGUUUAUGAGGAAGUAAAAGUAUGAGUUUACUAACAAUUACAAAUUUGAACGUGUAGAUCGAAUGUUAAAGCCUAACUACAUCUAGUACGGUUGAUUUUGUUAAGAUGCUGCUCAUUUUUGAUGUAUUCCUCGAUUAUGAAACACUCACCAUCCGCAUCUGCAAACCCCCACAGGAACGACUCCAAUCAAAGACGGGAUCACAGUCAAUGUUGGUAACAAUUAAGGGCUACGUAGACCAUCCCGGUCCGAGUCUGUUUUGCACGGGAAGUGCCAAGGGUCGAGGGUCACCGAAAUGGUUUUGCGCGUUGGCUUUGACGCUGUUUCUUUGCAUGCAAGGUGCCGCGGGAAUCAGGUACUGGGGGAUGAUUUCUCAUUGAGAUUACUGCUGAGUUUUGUUUUCCUAUUUUCUAACAGAUUGCGGUAGUAAUAGUACCAAUAUUACAGCUCGAUCGUACUUGUUGUACACAGUACCUUUGAAAAUGUCUUUGCAGCUUCAUUGUCGUGAGUGAAGCGAGAUUUUUUGUCACUUCGUUUCUUUCUUAUGCCGAACAACGACAUCAGAUCAACUAUAUAUCUGCUCCUUGCGUUUUUUAGCACUAGCAGCUGUAUGUCAUAUAUGAUUGGCAGCUAGCACUAUGCUCAUCUCCUCCUUUCGACAUGACAAAAACAGCACCCAGCGAAGUCGUGCACAGAGUCGUGCCGAGGCUUCCUCCACGACCAAGACCCAUGCUGCCGCGUCCAUUAAGAUAACAAUGCUUCUUGUUCUUCAGUAUCUUCAAUGAUUAUACUUAAAUAUUUCAAGAAUGACUCGUCUUUCAUGAUUCGUCCAUUGGUAAAGCAACUCAACAUCACACUGCUAAUGAUGUUGACCCGUCAAUUUCAGAUGGAUUUUCUGGCUUUAAACACUGUCCAUCGAUCGCUUCGAUCUUCCUCUGGCGCGACGAACUUUUCCCCUCCAGCGAAACGGAUCCAGUGGAGGUAAAAGCGCAGCAAGAAAGAGCACGGCUAAUGAUGCUACAAUUAUGUUGGUCAGUAUAUUUCUUACAAUUGAUAUUCUACGUUCGAUCUUUUUAUAAUUUGUCUGUCAGUACUCUCCCUAUCUCGGAGGUGGCUGGUGCCCUUCGAUAUGGAUGAAAUACAGGGGUCUUCAUACUCUGCAGAGUGCUGUAACAGGAGAGAAGGCAAAACAUGAUCGAGCCCACGCUAAUACAAGAUCCAACUGCGGUCGCAGGGCUUAGUGCAAUGGGCGCCGCUGACACCAUUCUCACAACGGACAUUAUUGGCGCACAUUCGGUACCACGGUGGCGUAAAAAGGAAGAUUUCAUUAUGCUCUUGCUCUAGAAGCGCUUUUUUAAUUAGUUUUAGUGUUUUGAAGAUGCUCUUUUCCUUUUGGUAGCAAAGGGUGCUACAACUGCUAGUGCAGCCCAUAGUCCAUCUUCGUCCCCCGCUUCUGCUUGCUAUAACACAUGGACUUACUGGUGUGCUUGUCCCCGCGUUCAUGAUCCCACUCAACGUUAUCCUUAGCUGCUCCUUCUAACCCUGCUAUCGCUCUAAUGUUACGAUGAUGAAGCAGUCGGCGGCAGACAAAGUGACGAGAACAAUGGGCCUAAGCAGCUGCAACAACGCGAACAUACCAGAUGCUUAUUAUGAUCAUUUGCUCUGAUAGGGAUGAUCUUGGUAUAAUCGUUUUUGAUGGUCAACAUAACCUUCUCGACUGUCCCAACCUGGAAUAGAAAUAUCCAUAUCACCUUCUGCCUCGCAUUGAGGACAUAUUUAUUUAGAUAGAGGACAUCUUUGGUACCGCAAAGUUGUUGCGCAUACCUUUCUCUCUACAUCUAAUGAAACAAAUGUAGUCGUCGUGGAGUGUGCGUUCCGUUCGAUCCGCUGGACGCUACGCCAAAUGCCUACAUGGUCUGUAGAUGCGACCCGUCUUACGCCGGUCUAGAGUGUUACGGAUACAAAUAUGAUACAAGAAAAAGAGCCCUACAUCUUCAAAACAGUAAAAUUGUGUUGUUUUUCUUUGACGUGUAGAAUGUAAGAAAAACAUAGAAGAUGAAAAGGCUUUGCGGCAGACAUGACAUGACAUUACUUCUAUGAUAGAAGUCUCUGUCGAAGAUGCGGCAACGCGCUAGGCGGUGCUAACUAAGCAGAUGCAUGAAGUAACGGUAAUCGUAAAUACACCAGAAAAUAUAAGACUUUCUUCUAGAUCUAGAUACUCAUGUCAUCUCUAACAAUGCAAAGUGGAACGUCAGAGCCAACUAACAGCCUAUGGGCUCUCGGUCUUUGGCGGCGUCUUCGGGCUUGACAGAUUCUAUUAUGCUGAAUAGCUACAGGAGCGAGAUGAAAAAGUAUUUAAGAUAUUGUAAAAAAAGGUCGUCAUUCAUUCUCUUUCUAUUUUUGUACGAGCACAACAAGCCUGUCGUGCUCCUCGCAUGCCGAAUCGUUAUUCUUUCUUGAUUUGUUCUAACCUGCCCUUGGGGAGUAUGCGUAUGGCUCCUUAAAGCUCUUUACGCUUGGAGGUCUCGGAUUCUGGUGGAUGUACGACAUCGUGUGGAUCGGUUCCGGCCCAGUCUACGCACACGCCUAAUAUGGCGAUUGAGUUUGAGACUGAGUGUCGUCGGAAACACCGAUACGAUUGACAUUGAAGUAGUUGAUGAUGACUUGAUACGCAGGCCAGAAAUAGUGCUAGAACGAUGUUACGUCAGUGGGACAAGGAAUGAUACAUAACCUGGGUAUUUCUUAAGAACAACUACUCCUUCACCUUUCUGCAACCUCUAAUCCAUCCGACUCGCCACUAGUGCGGCAUCUGACAUAUUGCCAAUCGUCUUUACUCCACUGGCGUUUAUCAUGAUUGGAGUUUACUACGCUGUGCGUCAUCUGUAUGCGCAUAAGGAUCGCAAGAGACGCCUUGCUCGCGACAUACUAAAUCAAUAUGACAUUGAGCAGCUCACGACGCACAAGCACGCGCUCGGUUCACUGUGAGACGUAGAAGAACCAAAAAGUUGUGGUUGUAAAUCAAGCUUAGCUGAUGUAGUGAAUCAUUGAAACUACUUGGUGUACACGUCCACCCAUUUACAAGUAAUUUUUGCCUAGUAAUGUGUAUUUUUUUACAACAUCUUCAUUUGGUACCUACAGCUUAAUCUGGUAGUGUUUCCAUCCAGUUCCAUAGCCGGUCUGGAGCUGGUAUGAUUCCUUAACCGCGUAGAAAAUUGUACAGAUGAAGAACAUUAACUAUAACCUGUAGACCAUCGAGACAAGAAAGUUGUUAUUUUUAACACUACAACUCAGUGACCUGGUCUAAGUAAGAUGAACUACCACUAAAAAGAAGAAUGGAAGGAAGCCCAUCGCGGUGGUACUGGUGAAGCAGGCGGAAAAGACAAAUAGUAGUUCGUUUCUCUACUUACUCCUUUCUUAUGUUGUUGACCGUGUAAGAGUAAGAAAGUGGAAGUUGUGGAUGCCUAUCAGAAAGCGCCCAUGAAAAAUGUUUGCACAGACGCAAUGUCAUUCUCAAUGUGGUUAUAUACAAUAGGAAACACAAUCACAAACACCGAAUUCUCAAAGAGGUUCGCAAUUCGAAUUAUACUGAAGAAGCACUAGAAAAGAAAACUGUUCUUGAUGAGUGUGUGACUUUCAUUGACUUGUGCUAGAAAAUGGAGUCAGUGUUCGAUUUGUCUGAGGUAAGAAUAAAAUGAGUGUUUCUCUUGGACAAGGAGAGUGUCGUUGGAACAGUGAAUUUUUAACCACAGUAUUUUUGACGAGCAAAAAACAGUCUGAGUCUACAAGUGCAACUUAAACUUAUCUUGUGGAUGAUUUAUUCUGAAUAAGAAUAUGAGGAUAGAGAAGCAUGAUUGGGAGAUGAUACGUAUUCCACGUGAGCAAGUAAGUAGUUCGUUCUCCACUUCCAAGGUGGAGACGUUAAUAUGAAAACCUAGCAGACAGCGGCUAAAAAAUCUGGAAUACAUCGUGAUGAUCGUGCAUGAAAAUACUGCAGCAUCAACUACUUCAGGC
Amoebophrya sp. A25 is the source of this 5492-nucleotide messenger RNA. Lineage: Eukaryota; Dinophyceae; Syndiniales; Amoebophryaceae. The record is from the annotation of a GenBank genome assembly.